Messenger RNA from Menidia menidia (Atlantic silverside), 1320 nucleotides. The record is from the annotation of a GenBank genome assembly. NCBI's taxonomy places the organism in Eukaryota, Metazoa, Chordata, Actinopteri, Atheriniformes, Atherinopsidae.
AUGAAACAAUACAGCCGUCUGGACUUACUGGACAUCGGUUUCAAAUUGAAGAUGACCAUCUCCCGCGACUUUCACCGAACUCACAACAUUCCGGACGAAAUAGCGAGACCAGCGGGAUCCCCGUGGAUUGUUAUCGGGUCUGGCAGGCGACGCAGACGGAGAUGCGAGAGGAAACAAAAACGAGGUUGCAGGGCUGGGCUACUGCUAAAACUAAGAAAACAGCCACUCAAACCUCCGUUGCCGAGCCUCUACCUUACAAACGCCAGAUCCAUUGUACACAAAACGGACGAUUUGGAAUUACAGUUGGCUGGUAACCGUUAUGUUUCCGAUUGCUGUGUGCUUAUCAUCACAGAGACAUUGCUACACACACAAGUCCCUGAUGCCACGGUGCAACUAGUAGACCACACACUACACAGAUGGGACAGGAACAGUGACUCCGGGAAGAACAGAGGAGGCGGGCUCUGCAUCUAUGUGCAUGAUGGCUGGUGUAACAACAGCACUGUCUUGGACAGACACUGUUCUGAUCUGGAAUUUAUGUCGGUGAGAUGCAGACCCUUCUUUCUGCCUAGAGAGGUAGCUGCUGUUGUCAUCACUGCAGUCUACAUACCACCAGACGCUAAUGUAAACAUGGCUCUCUCUCUACUGCUAAAUGCCAUCAAUACCCACCAGUGCGCCCACCCCAGUGGAGUCUACAUCAUUGCAGGGGACUUCAAUAAGGCAAAUCUCAAGACUGUACUACCAAAAUUCCACCAAUAUGUAAAAUGCCCUACAAGAGGGGAUAACACUCUGGAUCAUGUGUAUUCCAACAUCAAGCAUGCGUACAGAGCUGUACCCCUUCCCCACCUGGGCCAGUCAGACCACCUCUCCCUGCUCCUCACUCCAGCAUACACCCCUCUCAGUCGACAAACAAAGCCCACAAAGAAGACCAUCACCACCUGGCCUGAGGACGCCCUCCCCCGACUACAGGACUGCUUCGAAAAUACACAGUGGGAAGCUUUCUAUCACGAAGACCUGGACAUAUUCACAGAUGCAGUACUGUCCUACAUCAAGUACUGUAUUGGGAAUGUCACUGUUGAAAAGAGCAUCUGGGUGUUCCCAAACCAGAAACCCUGGAUGACGCGCCAGGUCCGUAUGCUCCUCCGGGCCCGUGACUCAGCCUUCAGGUCAGGCGACAGAGCAUUGUACAGCGCCGCUCGUGCCAACCUGAAGGGAGGCGUUAGGACUGCCAAAGGUGAAUAUAAGAGGAGGAUAGAGGAACAUCUAAACAACCCCAGGCAAGUGUGGCGGGGCAUACAGACCAUCACCAACUACAAAAGCUGA